AUGGGAUCCUUAAUAAAAAUGUUCAAGCCGAGCAAAAAGAACAAUAAUAAAGAGAAUGUGCCGGCAGUUUCUUUUGCAACGGGGUCACUGAAAAACAAAAAAUCAACACUAAAUGAAUCGGUGUACGCUGGCGAACCACACAAAAUCGAUUUGAGGUUGAAAAGUCCGUAUGCAGUUAUCACAGCGCCGAAAACCACAAAAGGACCAAUGUCGUGUCCAGGAGCACCUCUAAACGAUCGGAGCUUCAGAAGUAGUACAAGAAAAGUAAAGGAUGAUUCGGUUCUAAAUCGCCGCUCAGAAAUCGAUCAAGACCAAGCUUAUCGUAACAUGAUGGCUCUUAGAGAGUACGAUCGAAGCAUGAAUCAACAAGACGAUUCGGACGAGGAAAAGGAGCUUCUCAAAGAGCGAUUUAUGCAGAAAAAAGGGGAAGUGACGAUGAUGAAGGCCAAAAUUGAGAAGAUGAAGACGAAAUGGAGAGAGGAUAAGAUUAGAAUGAACGAGACUAUUGAUGAUUUGUCAAACGAGAACUAUCAGAUCAGAAAGCAGAAUGACCGUCUCCGCCACAAGUAUUCCGAGUUGAAACAAAACUUUGAAUCCGAGAAAAAGCUGAAAUGCGACGUGCUAAAAAUGCUGGAAGAAGCGACGGCUCGAAUCGAGAAACUCGAGAAAUCUCGUGGAGUUCUAGACGAUUCUCUCAACAAUUCUUCUCUUCUAAUCCCAUCGUAUUCUGGUGCCGACGCCACGAUGGAAAUGUCUUCAGAAGGCGCUGGAGAGGCUCUCUGUUUCCCGGAUAACAAUAAUCCAAAUGGCCAGAUGACAUCCAUGUUCAUGAUGACCACUUCGAUCUUCGGAUCUUCUACGGGAACUACGUCACUAGGCAAUCCAAAGUCUCUCGAAGACGAUUUAGAUGCCCAGGAUGAGGUUAAAAUCUUUAGAAACUCUGUAGAAAGUAUUGAGGAAGACGAAGAGAUGACUGAAGACGAAGAAGCUGAAGAGCUGGAACUAUCGAGCCCAUUCGAAAUAGAAACUGUCAGAAGUUCCACAAGACAGAUUCCAAAGACUCCUAAACGUUCCUCCUCGGAUUCUGAUAUAAUUGGAGCGAAAGGAGCGGCGGAUACUGUCAGUUUGGCAAUGGAACCGAUUGCUCAUCCACCACCACCGGCUUAUGAGCAACGACAGAAGUAUACUAGAACGAGUUCCUGGUUGAGACGCAAUAUGGUGAACCCCGACGACGAUGGCUCAUCAGAUAGUUCAGAAGAAGAACGAUUAAGCAUCAUCGAACGACAACUCAAAAAGAAGGGUGGCUUGGUGAAGUACAACCCGCCGCGUACCAAGAUUCAUGAUAAACACUACAAAAGAUUCGGAAAGGACGAACGAUCGGCACUGGCUGAAUUCGCAUAUCUCGAAGAUAUGUCCACCGAUGUCUCUGGGAUGCAGACGAGUCCCGAAUUGGGACAACUGAUGGGACAGCUCCAGAGAAUGUAG
Caenorhabditis briggsae is the source of this 1485-nucleotide messenger RNA. Lineage: Eukaryota; Metazoa; Nematoda; Chromadorea; Rhabditida; Rhabditidae. The transcript has 7 exons. Bases 1 to 1485 code for a protein of 494 amino acids. The record is from RefSeq and is a predicted model, not a curated record.